Messenger RNA from Chionomys nivalis (European snow vole), 654 nucleotides. Its product is annotated as interferon lambda-2-like. The transcript has 6 exons. Gene Ontology annotation, molecular function: cytokine activity. Gene Ontology annotation, biological process: defense response to virus; innate immune response; cell surface receptor signaling pathway via JAK-STAT. The coding region runs from base 1 to 654 and encodes 217 amino acids. The record is from RefSeq and is a predicted model, not a curated record. NCBI's taxonomy places the organism in Eukaryota, Metazoa, Chordata, Mammalia, Rodentia, Cricetidae.
AUGAAGCCAGCUGGGGGCCGCCUGCUCCUGCUGCUGCUGCUGCUGCUGGCCGCGGUGCUGACGGGAACCCGCGCUCACCCUGUGCCUGGGGACACCAGGCUCCCACCAGAUGCAAAGGAAUGCGACCUAGCCCGGUUCAAGUCUCUGGCCCCGCAAGAGCUGAAGGCCUUCAGGAAGGCCAGGGAUGUCAUAGAAGAGUGGCUGCUCAAGAAAGAUGUCAAGUGCAGCUCCCGCCUCUUCCCCAGUGGCCGGGACCUACAGCAGCUGCAGGUCCAGGAGCGCCCCAAGGCCCUGCAGGCUGAUCUGGCCCUGACACUGGAGGUCCUGGAGAACGUGACUGACCCAGCCCUGGGCCCCAUCCUGCACCAGCCUCUUCACACGCUGCGCCACAUCCAGUCCCAGCUAAGGGCCUGUACACAGUCUCAGCCCACAGCAGAGCCCGGGUCCCAGAGUCACCGCCUCUCCCGCUGGCUGCACAAGCUCCAGGAAGCCCAGGAGAAGGAGACCCCCGGCUGCCUGGAGGCCUCUGUUACUUCCAACCUCAUGCGCCUGCUUCUCCGGGACCUGAUGUGUGUGGCCAUGGGAGAUCAGUGUCCUGAGCUCAGAUCCUCCUGCCAGCGGCACUGUGUGGACUCAACAAGCCCCCCGCCUUAA